AAUAAUGUAAUGAGUAAACGCUAUCAGUUUUUCGCUAUCAAAAACUCAAAAACAAUGUUAUAUUAUGAAUUUAAUGUUAUUCUUGUGAUGGAUAGUUUAUAAGGUGCAACUGAAAAGAACUUUAUGCUGUAAAUCUACAUCGAAUGACAGUGUUUUCCUCUGGCUAUAUCCAUAAGAAAGAUCCAGAAAAGGGUUUCGUUUCUUCGGGUUGGUUCUGCACAUGUGAAUGUUGUAAUGUGGUCCCUCGAUCGAGCCAAGUAGUUUCCAAUUGAACGGACCAUCUUCGCAGCAAUGGAUAGCAACGUAUCCGAUUUUUACUCUAACGCAACCGAAAACUACAACAGUGAAUUUUCGGUUUACUCCAUGACAUUCAUCUUUCAACAGGUGGUCCUUGCGAUAGUUUGCUGCGUGGGUUUGUUGGGAAACACUCUGGUCAUCUAUGUGGUAUUGAAAUUUUCGAAAAUGCAGACGGUCACCAACAUGUACAUCGUCAAUUUAGCCAUUGCCGAUGAGUGUUUUUUGAUUGGAGUCCCUUUCAUCAUAGUGACGUCGAUCAAAAAAUCUUGGAUUUUUGGCGGUGUAAUGUGCAAGGCGUACAUGAUUUUAACAAGCAUCAAUCAGUACGCCAGUAGUAUAUUCCUGUUUAUAAUGAGUGCAGACAGAUAUGUAGCAGUAUGUCACCCUAUUUCAUCCCCUAAAUGGCGAACUCCUAUCAUUUCAAGAAUAGUCUCGUUGUGUGCGUGGAUUUGUAGCAUCACCCUGAUAAGUCCCAUCCUCAUUUACUCCACGGAAACCGAGCAAAGGAACGGUAGAAACGGCCUAAAUGUUACAGCAAAGACAUGCCAAAUAGUAUGGUCAACGGACAACUCAACUGAAGAAAAUUUCGAAGAGCAGACUCUUUCAAUGGCCGCCAUGUUUAUUUUGUAUACCUUUGUGUUCAGUUUCGCCAUACCCUUAUGCCUUAUUUCAGUGUUUUAUUGCCUAGUCAUCCAGAAAUUAAGAAACGUUGGUCCAAAAAACAAAUCCAAAGAAAAACGAAGAUCUCAUAGAAAAGUAACGAACCUCGUUCUUACUGUAGUCACUGUCUACGUGUUAUGUUGGUUGCCAUAUUGGAUUUUACAGUUAGCAAUGAUCGCAUCUCAGAAAGAACCCUCUCAUUUUGUGGUUACGCUUAAUUUACUUGCUUCGUGUCUAUCAUAUUCCAAUUCUGCGGUUAAUCCAAUCCUUUACGCCUUUUUGAGCGACAAUUUCAAAAAGAGUUUCCUCAAAGCAUGCACGUGUGCAGCGGGAAAAGAAAUAAAUGCAACUCUACAGUUAGAGAACAGCGUUUUUCCGAGAAAAUCGAAACUUGGAACGGACAAGUUUCGACCCUCUCGUGCUACGUCAAUUUGUCCGACUAAUGGAGAAGACUGCGAUGUUGGUCUUCUCGUUAGUAAAACGGAUGCCUCUACAUCAAAGACAAAUGUAACCUUCACAACGGAAAAUAAAACGAAGGAUACCAUUGUAAGAAAUGGUAUACCUUCCACACCAAACUCAGCUACAAAUUUAUAAAUGGCAUUGACGUUAGAGAAAUAAAAAUGAGAUAUAAAGUGAUAUCAUUUUCCACUAACUGUGUAAUUGAAAGAUUUCUCGAGAUGAAACCGGGUUAGCUCUCGGCAUAUUGUCAAAGAACACAAAACAAGUUCUUCACCAAUAACUAUUACGUAUUUACCAUACUUUGUACUAUCUUCCGCAAAUGAUAUACAGUGGAAUCCGUUUAUUAUGACUCCGCCUAUAUUGACCAACCGCUUAAUAUGAAGUAAUUGCAGUGUUAAGUUUGGUUUUCAGAUUAAAUCCUCUACACGAAAGUUUGGAAACAAUGACUCCUUUUAAAAUGACAUAUCGUUUAUUAUGACUGAUUCUCAAGAAUCCGGCUAUAGUGACCCAAACGAUUAAUAAUAACA
This is a messenger RNA of Agrilus planipennis (emerald ash borer), 1943 nucleotides long. It is a transcript of the gene AstC-R2, whose product is annotated as somatostatin receptor type 2. Lineage: Eukaryota; Metazoa; Arthropoda; Insecta; Coleoptera; Buprestidae. Bases 292 to 1551 code for a protein of 419 amino acids. The record is from RefSeq and is a predicted model, not a curated record. Gene Ontology annotation, biological process: G protein-coupled receptor signaling pathway. The transcript has 4 exons. Gene Ontology annotation, cellular component: membrane; neuron projection. Gene Ontology annotation, molecular function: somatostatin receptor activity; peptide binding.